Molecule: messenger RNA, 1126 nt
Organism: Spirodela intermedia
Lineage: Eukaryota; Viridiplantae; Streptophyta; Magnoliopsida; Alismatales; Araceae
Source: the annotation of a GenBank genome assembly
AUGGAAAAUAACGUAGCGAAGGUGAGAAAGGGGGCAUGGUCUCCAGAGGAAGAUGCCCUCCUCCAGAGAUGCGUCCUCCAGUAUGGUGAAGGGCAAUGGCAUCUAGCUCCAGAGAGGGCAGGUACGACUUCUUCAUACAUAAAUUAUGUAGGUUGGAUGAGUCUUGAUGUUCAAUUCGUGUCGCCCUUCCUGGAUAUGAAGCGAAAAUAGGGCUUCAUAGUCGCAUAAAAGUUUCAACAGACAGAUGAGGAGCCGAGUUUGUUUCCGUAGUUACGAACGAGUUCCUUCCGUCGUCCUCUGAUAAAUCUUCAGGUUUGAGACGCUGUCGUAAGAGUUGCCGUCUGAGGUGGCUGAACUAUCUGAAGCCGAGCAUCAAACGUGGGGAAUUUCAGGAAGACGAAGUCGAUCUUAUCAUCCGGCUCCACAAGCUCUUGGGGAACAGGUUAGUUAUUAGAGAAGACCUUCCCCAAGAAUGAACUCCCGCUCAACAACGAGGCCAUGAUUCAGACGUCAAACGAAGCGUGUUUAAUGUUUCAGGUGGUCGCUAAUAGCAGGUAGAAUUCCAGGCAGAACGGCGAACGACAUCAAGAACUGCUGGAACUCCUGCUGGAGCAAGAAGGUGGGAGCUCAAGCGAAGGUGGCCAGGAAGAUCAACAAAAGAAACACCGUCGGCUUGGCUGUGAAGUACAAUUCCUGCAUAUUGGGACAAGCUAGGCAGACGCCUCGUCUAGCUCGCUUCACAGAGGCUAUCGGUGGUUGUCGCCACGAGAUUUUCAGGCCUCGGCCUCGAACCUUGUCCGAAGGCCAAACCUGCCUUCCGGACAUCAUCACGUGCAGUGAAUUUCUCCCCGGUGGACAGUGCUUUUCCUCUACAGAUGAGAGAUCUUACAACGAACAAGAUCUCGUGGCAUGGAGGUGGCUUCUACUGGAAGACGACGAAAAAGAUCGGGAACAGCGACAACAGGAGGAACGGGAAAAAAGAGAUGUCAUCCCCUUUUCAGUCGAAGAAGACCUGCUCCAUUGGCCGCCUCAGACAGAUGAAGAGGUAGAACGAGGAUGGUGGCCGCUGGGGUGGGAGGAUAUUCUGUUGGAUGCCGACCUAACUUCUGGGAGCGGCUUGGGUUGA